AGACUCAGAGCUUGCCAGACUACCUGUUUUCUGGCAUAAUAACCUUAAGCUUGAAUGUUUAACACCUUGAUGGGAAAGGUGUCUCAUGGAAUGUUUUCUCAUCCUUUGAAUACUCUUCAUUUCAGAAGCUUUGCUUCUGCUACAAUCAAACAUGGCACUUAGUGUGCUAAGUAGGAAGGAGAAAGAAAGAGUAAUUCGCAGACUGUUAAUACAGGCUCCUCCAGGGGAAUUCGUAAAUGCCUUUGAUGAUCUCUGUCUGCUCAUCCGUGAUGAAAAACUUAUGCACCAUCAAGGUGAGUGUGCAGGCCACCAACACUGCCAAAAAUACUCUGUACCACUCUACAUUGAUGGAAAUCCAGUACUCUUGUCUCACCACAAUGUUAUGGGCAAUUACCGAUUUUUUGACUAUCAAAGCAAACUUUCAUUCAGAUUUGACUUGCUUCAAAAUCAGUUAAAAGACAUCCAGAGUCAUGGUAUCAUUCGGAAUGAGACAGAAUGCCUGAGAACUGUUGUUCUGUGUGCUUUAAAACUGUACGUGAGUGAUCACUACCCGGCAGGAAAUUGUAACGUGCUGAGAAAAUCCAUCAAAAAUAAAGAGUUUUUGAUAGCUUGCAUUGAGGAUCACAACUACGAAACAUGCCAAUUCUGGAAUGGUCUUUGGAAAUCUAAAUGG
This is a messenger RNA of Otolemur garnettii (small-eared galago), 673 nucleotides long. It is a transcript of the gene CAPZA3, whose product is annotated as capping actin protein of muscle Z-line alpha subunit 3. The transcript has a single exon. Gene Ontology annotation, cellular component: actin cortical patch; F-actin capping protein complex. The record is from RefSeq and is a predicted model, not a curated record. Gene Ontology annotation, biological process: actin cytoskeleton organization; barbed-end actin filament capping. Lineage: Eukaryota; Metazoa; Chordata; Mammalia; Primates; Galagidae. The annotation marks the transcript as partial. Gene Ontology annotation, molecular function: actin filament binding.